AUAGAAGAAAACAAUAUCAAUGGAAUGCACAUGAUAUUCUGGAUCAGAACGGCUAACAAUUCAAGUCAUAGCAUUUCAGUCAUUUCUGCAAACAGAAACCACCAUUAUUAGAUGUUUUCGUGUAAUUUAAAGGGGUUGUCUGCAAGUUCGACACAGUAACUGCGAUCCUUCGCCAUCACCAGAAAGCUCAUGAAGGACUGUGUUGGCAAUGCCAGAAAGACGGCUAAACAUUCCGAGCUGAAUCCAGCCUAAAAUACAAGAACAACACCAUAAGUCACUUAUACAUCCAAUCGGUGACUUAGGCGGGACACCACUGCAACCAAUGUUUUGGUACGUCUCGGAAGCAGUGGCCAGAGUGUUCACAGAAAAACUUCACAGGAGGACUACUAAGAGAACAAAGUAGGCAGCCUUUACCUUCUGACUUGAAGAAAGCAUUACAAGCUGUGGAUAAGAAUUGAAGCCUUAAUAAUAAUAAUAAUAAUCUACAUUCAGAAAGGACUGAAACAGAAACAUAAAAAAUGGGCAAUACAAGCAGCUCCACAGUGGACGACCUGCAGGCAGUGGAAAUCCACCACUGGUACAAGAAGUUUAUGACGGAAUGUCCAUCAGGGCAGCUAACUCUACACGAAUUCAAGCAGUUCUUUGGUUUGCGAGGACUAAGUGGAGAAGCCAACAGCUACAUAGAACAAAUGUUUCGUACAUUUGAUAUGAAUAAGGAUGGAUAUAUUGAUUUCAUGGAGUAUGUGGCUGCUCUCAGCCUUGUUCUGCGAGGAAAGAUUGAACAGAAGCUACGUUGGUAUUUCAAACUGUAUGAUGUGGAUGGAAAUGGCUGUAUUGACCGUCAUGAACUGCUUAAUAUAAUUAAGGCAGUGCGAGCGAUUAAUGGUUGCGACCAUGACACCACACCUGAAGAGUUUACCAACCGAGUUUUUGACAAGAUUGAUGUUAAUGGAGAUGGGGAGCUGUCUCUGGAAGAAUUUGUGGAGGGUGCUCGUAAAGAUGAGGAAUUUAUGGACGUGAUGAUGAAAAGUCUGGAUCUGACCCAUAUAAUGACCAUGAUAAACAAUCGAAGGCACAGUGUGUGACAUGGAGGUGCCAGGAAUAAUCUUAUAAUCGAGAGAUAGUACAGGGUACAAUGGGAAGAUGGGUCUCACUGGGCAGAUGAAGUUAUUGAAGAUUCUUCAAAGAUCAAGCUUAUAUUAUGGAUUCGAUUGCAAACUAAGCAUGGAGAACACAACAAAUAACAUAGAGUUCUGUAAAACAGUGAUAUAUUUCCUUGUAUGCCAUGUCUUUGUUCUUCCCGUCUAUCUCAGAUUCUGGCCUUUGGCACACAACCUGAUGCCAUGUCCCGGUCAAUAAGGCAUAACACAUUUAUAUGUGUAGCUAUGGAAUAACCUACAUCAUUGAAUUAGCUCACAGCUUCUGCAUGGCAGCCAAAAAUAACUAAGAUGUAUCUAUUUUUUUUCUAUAGAUACCUCUUCAUUCCUUUUUUAUCAAUAGAGAUCUGGCAUUUUAAAACAAAAACAAGAUCUCUAAGCAUAUAAUACUGUAUGUAUAGACUGGGUACUGUGGGCACCUUUGUGUUUUAUGCAGCAGUAAGAUAACAGGUACAUUUCCUUUAAAGGAACAUGCUAGGAUAAACUAAAACACAUGGUGACAUGGUGAAUUAUAUUAGAGAAUAAUAUUUUGCAUGACAGAAAAGAAGACCAGCAGCAUAUUGGACAACAGUCUUUGUGACAACGUUUAAUGAUUUAGUUUAUAGGAGCAUUUACUAUACAGUACAGUUUAAAUACUAACAUAUAUGAGAUGAAGCGAAUCAUUAACUAUCCUCUAUAUGUACAUACACAUAAGUCAUGUACAUAUGUACUGUGUAGAGACUGCAAUGAGGGGCAAGAAUAAGUACGGUAUGUGAUCGAUAUUACCAUACAGCGCUCUAUAUGGAGUGUUCUGUAUUUUUGCUAUUUGCAUGUUGGUGCCUUUGUAAGCUGUAAAUAAAAUGCUGCUUUCUAUGAAUAAA
Hyla sarda is the source of this 2017-nucleotide messenger RNA. RefSeq names its product guanylyl cyclase-activating protein 1-like. Gene Ontology annotation, molecular function: calcium ion binding; calcium sensitive guanylate cyclase activator activity. Lineage: Eukaryota; Metazoa; Chordata; Amphibia; Anura; Hylidae. The record is from RefSeq and is a predicted model, not a curated record. The coding region runs from base 519 to 1085 and encodes 188 amino acids. The transcript has 7 exons.